AAUUCCGUGCUCUCGAGAAAGUUCAUCCCCUUUCACCUCUGUCCCGAGAGCCAAUCCGCCUACAGAUCAAGCCUUACAAAACCCCACUUACCACGAUACCACCUCGACCCUAACCGGCUAAUCGACCUGAGAUCGAUCUCGAGUGACGAAAUUGACGACAGGAAGUAAGAUCCGGCAAGAUGUUCUUCUUCUUCGUAGGCGGCGUAGAGCAGGGGGCCGGGCGGGUGCUCAAGGAAGCGGCGGGGCGGUGCCUCCGGUGCGGCGGCGCGGCGGACCUGGUGGAGACGGAGAAGGUCCUCAAGCUCUUCUUCGUCCCCGUCUGGCGGUGGCCGGGGAAGGACCCCGCGUACCUCUGUCGCGAGUGCGGCCUCCUCGCACCGGGCUCCCUCGGCGCGGAGUCGGGACCCUCGCUGCUGCUCCGGGAGGCAAGGUGCGGCGCGUGCAGCCGCGCUGUCGAUCCGCAGUUCCGGUUCUGCCCCUUCUGCGGCUCCGCCCUCUGAAGUGAUUGCCGGUGGCGAACUGGCGAUGGCGACUACAUAGCAGAGGUGACGCCUUUUGCCAAUUUGGUUUUACUAGUUUGUACACUCAGGUUUUACUCGUGUAAAAACUAUGUAUAUUAUCGCAAAAAAUAAAGGAAAAACACCACCACCA
Zea mays is the source of this 651-nucleotide messenger RNA. RefSeq lists its product as uncharacterized. NCBI's taxonomy places the organism in Eukaryota, Viridiplantae, Streptophyta, Magnoliopsida, Poales, Poaceae. The transcript has a single exon. The record is from RefSeq and is marked validated. Bases 180 to 500 code for a protein of 106 amino acids.